Molecule: messenger RNA, 1856 nt
Organism: Zeugodacus cucurbitae (melon fly)
Lineage: Eukaryota; Metazoa; Arthropoda; Insecta; Diptera; Tephritidae
Product: terminal uridylyltransferase Tailor-like
Exons: 4
Coding region: 1-1689 (562 amino acids)
Molecular function (GO): RNA uridylyltransferase activity
Source: RefSeq, a predicted model, not a curated record
AUGUCGGACGAAGUGCAACUAAGUAAACGGCUCACAUGGCUGUUGCGUCAUGGAGCUGUACAGGAAAGAAUACCUAUAAGUUUCGAGGGAUUUGUGCCAGUGAACUCCAUAAUUAAUCAUCCAAAAUUUGCGAGAGACUUCAAUUUUAAAAAACUGCAAGAUAUUGUAAAGAAAGAUAAAAAGCAGCUGUAUACCAUGAGGCAAAAUGGCUGCUGGGAGAUACGUGCUAACAAAGGUCACACAAUAGUUAAUGUAGGAUCGAAUUGUUUUCGGCCUGACCUAUACUAUCAUCAUUUUGAGCAAAUGUUUAUGCAAGAACUUCGUGCUAUAGAAAAUUCACGCUUUGUCACAUACAACCACAACAAUAAAUAUAACCAAAGGAACAAAUCGAUGAGUCAUUCACCGACAAAAACUAGUCACGUAUCCGCGAACGGUAACAAAUGUAUCGUAUGUUCUCAGAAAUUCAGUAAUAUUCAAGAAUGUUUGAAACAUGAGCUUUCACAACAUGAUAUUAAAAGAACUAAGAGACCUCAAAGUGGAUUACGCAGCAAAGUUAAAGCGAUCCUAACAGAUAUAAAGACGGACGAACAACAAACAUUGCAAAAAGAAUUACUGAAUGCUCUUCACAAAAGUGAACCAGGUCAAGAGCUUUGCUGUAUUUUUAAACAUCACAGAAUGAAUGACGAGAAAUUAGAUUCAGAAUACGAACGCAUCGAAACUUGUCUGUACAAAGAACUACCACCGUUAAGAGGAUUAAGACUACAUCCUUUCGGCUCAUUUGCGAGUGGUUUAGCUUUACGAGGCAGUGACAUCGACAUAUAUAUUGAGUUUGAGGAUACAACCCGAUUAAGAGAGAAUUACAAUCCACUGGCAUUUAAUCGUAUUAACUGCUGUUUACACCGUAGUAAAUGUUUCAGUGAAAUUAUACCGGUACGACAAGCCCGUGUGCCCAUCAUUAAAUGCAAGCACAUUCCCACUGGGUUCAGUUUGGACAUAAAUAUAUCUUGUCCCAGCAGUGUGAAUAAUACCAAAUUCGUCCGAGAUCUUCUGCAGUUUGAUAACAGGAUUCGUGAAUUGAUAACGUUCCUAAAAAUUUGGGCUAAACAGCUACAAUUAAUUGGUCGAGGGAAUAUGACCAGCUAUUGCCUAAUUACACUGGUAUUAUUUUAUUUACAACAGCCCCAAUCAAAUCAACCGGCUGUGCUGCCAUCGAUAAAAGAACUGCAAGAUAAUGUUCCUGAUAAUUUGAUAGUGGGUGUUAAUUAUGCAUAUCAACUUCAAGAAAAAAUAUCCCCGUUACCACGAGAAUUGACUACUUCCAAACUAAUUGAGGGCUUUUUCAAGUUUUAUCGCUGCUUUGAGUUCGAGAGUUUUCUUAUAUCGCCAUAUAUGGGCGAGGCGAUUCCCCUUGAUAAGUUUAAAAGAGGUGAAAUCAGUUUUCCAGGUUAUAUUGCCAACAACAAGACCAAGCAACCAUUUCAGGUCGAUUGUUGUGUUUGUGUACAAGAUCCGUUUGCCCUAAGCCAUAAUGUUGGCAAAUCGAUAUCUCAACUCAAUUUGGAAUACUUUGUAACAUGUAUUAACCAUGCUUGUGAUGUUUUCGAAGAUGUAAACAUUUCAACAGAUGCUCAACGAUAUGAGGCACUUCUUUACGGUAUUAUUGAACGGAUGGCUGAAGAAUUAAUAUAGAGGAAUCGGGCGCAUCAAAUAGAUUUGAGAAAAUAUCUUUAUCUUUUAUAAGUGACCCUAUUGAAAUAUUUAUUUCAUUUUAUUUUUGAAAUCGACAUUAACAUACGUAUUAAAUAUAAUUUUAGGUAUACAUAUAUCAUGUAAAGUUUUAUUUAAAUAAAGUUGUA